This is a messenger RNA of Cajanus cajan (pigeon pea), 1338 nucleotides long. Its product is annotated as superoxide dismutase [Fe] 3, chloroplastic. Gene Ontology annotation, molecular function: metal ion binding; superoxide dismutase activity. Gene Ontology annotation, biological process: superoxide metabolic process. NCBI's taxonomy places the organism in Eukaryota, Viridiplantae, Streptophyta, Magnoliopsida, Fabales, Fabaceae. Gene Ontology annotation, cellular component: chloroplast nucleoid. The record is from RefSeq and is a predicted model, not a curated record.
AUGCAGCUGGUCUCAUUUACGUGGCAAAGGAAGUUUUUCCUCUCCGUUCCUUGUGGCUUCUUGUGAUCUCAUCUCAUUGCAGAUGAUUCCUUUGUUGAUAGAUAGGAAGCUUUUGAUCGAGAUUUUUGCUAUUAAAUUCUUCUAGUGGAUGUUGUACUCUAACUUAGAGGAAAUAAAUUGUUUCAACGUACUUUCAAGGUAACAAAGUUGCAAUGGCGUCCUGUUACUUCAAUCCUAUCCCUAUUAGCUCUCAGCUCAUUUCUGCAGAUUUAUCUAGAAAAUUCAAGAUUCCAAAGCUUCUUCACAAGCAGAAAAAGAGGUUUGAUGGUUCACCUAGAUCCUCAAAAAUUACUGCAUUUUAUGGCCUGAAGACACCUCCUUAUGAACUUGAUGCCUUAGAGCCAUAUAUGAGUAAGAGGACAAUUGACAUGCACUGGGGUGAAUAUCAUCGGAAUUUUAUAGAAGGUUUGAACAAACAGCUAGAAAAGGAUGAUAUACUAUAUGGUUACACCUUGGAUGAACUAGUCAAAGUGACAUACAACAAUGGGAAUCCGUUCCCCGAAUUCAACAAUGCAGCUGAGGUUUGGAAUCAUGACUUCUUCUGGGAAUCCAUGCAGCCAGGUGGGGGUAAUAUGCCCACACUAGGUCUCCUUCAACAGAUUGAAAAGGAUUUCGGAUCAUUUAUAAAUUUUAGAGAGAAAUUUAUAGGAGCUGCCCUAACAUUAUUUGGUUCUGGUUGGGUUUGGCUAGUUUUGAAGAGAGAAGAGAAACGGCUAGCCAUAGUCAAAACUUCAAAUGCCAUUUGCCCAAUUGUGUGGGAUGACAUACCAAUUAUCAAUUUGGAUUUGUGGGAGCAUGCAUACUAUCUGGAUUACAGGAAUGAUAGAGCAAAGUAUGUGGAUGUAUUCAUGAACCACCUUGUGUCUUGGAAUGCUGCAGCGGAACGAUUGACUUGGGCAGAGGCUUUUGUGAACCUAGGAGAACCAAAAAUUCCAGUUGCAUGAAAUAUUCAAAUGCUUAAUAUGAUUAUUGAAGUGGUGGCAACGACCAUAUGGCAUCUUAGGUGGAAUUUAUAUAGGAAUAGAUAGGUUUCAGUCAUCAUUUGAAUACAACAUUCAUAGUUCCCGUGUGCUUUCUGGUUGUCAAAUUUUGCGGUGUUUAGGAUUGAAGACAACUUGUCAUUUGGAGAGAUCUUGUGAACUUAGAGCAGGAGGCAAAGAUUUCAAUGUGUAAUGAAAGAGAAAAACAAACAUGUUCUUGGACUUACUAAGCGUUAUUGUAUGGAAGUAUGAAUGUAAUUAUUAAUGUGGCAAGAGGCUAUUAAAAUUUUAAAGUGAA